UUAGGAUUCCUCCCUGAGCCACUUUUAACGCUCUCUCCCCAUGGGGCACGACGCCAGACAUUGCCAGCACAAGCAGAUGGACGAUGCCGAUUGGCUAUACGAGCGCCAAGGCGGCAUCUCCGUUAGGGCUUCGUGCUGAAAAGUGGCCGAGCCCGGCGGCAAGCGUGAAGUAUAGACGGUGUGAUUCAAGUCGCAGGUUGCAUCUGCAGGAGAUACUGGGAGUUUUCGAAUAUUUAAGAGGUGGCGCUCCCUAUAUUAAGCGUUUGGUUAUUCAAAUCAGAAAAAUUUCACAAGCAUUUCAGCCAGUCCCUCCCUUGCAAGACUCGUCAACAUGGUGUCGCUCACGGCAAUAUCGCCGUCAUCCUUCAGACGGCCUUCUCCUAUCCAGGGAGCUGCCGAUGCGAUUCCCAUCCUUGUCAAUGACACUUAUCAUCUUUUCCAUCUGGCGACACCACCUCAUACUGUUCAUCACCCUGAGAGACUUCGUUCGUAUUGGUCGCAUCUCCGCUCCAACGAUUUGAUUCAUUGGAGUAGAGAUAGCUCCUCAUCCAUUGCUCCAGACGAGAAGCCAGCAAGCUAUGACUCUGAUGGUGCAUGGACUGGCUCAGCAGUUAUUGGACCCGACGGAAACAUGCACAUCUUCUAUACAGGAUAUAAUCUGUCCCAGGAUGGCAAACAAGUCAUCAUACAUGCGGCGUCCUCUGAUAUAGAAGGAUCAUCAUUUGGGAAAUAUCCAGAGCCAAUCUCCAUAAGCCAUGAGACAGUUGCAAAUCUCGCCGCAUUCGAGGACAUUGACUUCCGUGAUCCUUAUGUGCUUUUCAAUGAGGGGGAGCGGAAGUAUUGGAUGCUGGUGGCUACACGCCUCUCCGAGGGCCCGUAUUGGACCAGAGGAUGCCUUGCACUGUUGACAUCGACGGACUUGAAUACCUGGCAUUUAGAACCAGAGCCUUUCUUUGCUCCAAAUGACAUGUUCUGCCCUGAAUGUCCAGAGCUCUUCUCACUCCCCAAUGGUAAAUGGUAUCUCGUUUACUCGCGAUUCGCUUCUCCUGAUGCUGGUACGGUAUAUCGGGUGUCUGAUACACCGCGUGGUCCCUUUCGGAAGCCCAAGGAUGGCUCUGCCGGGCGUUGGGAUGGGAGAAGAUGGUACGCAGCCAAGUCCUGCCCCAAGGUCGGAGAUCCAUCAAAGCGCGUUUAUUUCGGGUGGAUAGCGGAUCGCUGCGAGGCAGACAAGAAGUGGAUGUGGGGAGGUGAUAUGGCCUACCCGCGACAGGUCUCUGCUGCACCAGAUGGAUCUCUUAGAAUUGAGCCGAUUCAGGAGAUCCUGUCAGAGCACUUUUGUUCGGAACCUUAUUUUCAGCGUUCAUCUGUUAAAUUAAACUCUCAUGGUGCAGUCAAGAAACACUUUCUUUACCCAGCAUCCGCCGAUUACGGUACAAACUCAUCCUUGUCGACUUUCAUGUCCUUCAAGUUCUCCUCGAGUGAUGCAGCAUCAUUUGGUGUCCUUUUCUACGCAGAUUCAGAUCUUGCCGGAUAUUGGUUGCGUUUCACUCCCACGCAACCUGGAUCAGGGAGACCACUCUUUUCUAUCUCAUUGUCUCUAUGCCCUCCUUCCCUUGACGACUUUUGGGCCGACCAGUACAAGUUGUACCUCCCCCGAGAAGUUGAUGGCCAUGAACUAGUCCGGCACGAUAACGUUUUAAUUGGAGAAGAUGAACCUGUAAAAGUUCUUAUGAUAGGAGAUACCCUGGAAGUUUUCGUGGGCGGGAGGGCGAUUAGUUAUCGAUUUCAACCAAAACAUUACAGCGAUAAAAGUGGAAACCUGAGAUACGGAUUGUUCGUGGAUGAUGGAGAGGUCACUUUCAGUUCAUUUUUCUCCAUUGUUAGCAAGUUCCUAUCAAGCUGAAUCCCCUCGCUUUUCAAGUCACCGGGCAGUUCUCAUAGCCCGGGAAUACCGUGAAGAAAGGGGGUAAGGGGACCGCAAAAGAAUGAUAACAAAAAAAAGAACGGAGGAAAGUAGAAAAGAAAGAAUAUACAUAGAAUCGUUGUGUUGAGAUAAGGCUCACUCAAAAUUAUAUAUAUACAUAU
Molecule: messenger RNA, 2085 nt
Organism: Aspergillus pseudotamarii
Lineage: Eukaryota; Fungi; Ascomycota; Eurotiomycetes; Eurotiales; Aspergillaceae
Product: glycosyl hydrolase
Exons: 1
Coding region: 332-1903 (523 amino acids)
Biological process (GO): carbohydrate metabolic process
Molecular function (GO): hydrolase activity, hydrolyzing O-glycosyl compounds
Source: RefSeq, a predicted model, not a curated record